Messenger RNA from Aspergillus ibericus CBS 121593, 1153 nucleotides. Its product is annotated as kinase-like protein. Gene Ontology annotation, cellular component: cytoplasm; nucleus. Bases 42 to 1040 code for a protein of 332 amino acids. The transcript has 5 exons. The record is from RefSeq and is a predicted model, not a curated record. Lineage: Eukaryota; Fungi; Ascomycota; Eurotiomycetes; Eurotiales; Aspergillaceae. Gene Ontology annotation, molecular function: protein serine/threonine kinase activity; ATP binding. Gene Ontology annotation, biological process: mitotic DNA damage checkpoint signaling; protein phosphorylation.
GCUUCCUGGACCCAGCAACCGAACUAUGCACCUUGCCUGCAAUGCCAUCUUUCGGAUCUUUAUGUUCGCAGGCUGUUCGCUCUUUCAGAAACCGGGCAUACUCUAACCUAGUAGUCCCGGACCUCUCUAGCCGCAAAUUCAUUUUCGCAAAACAUACUCUCUGUCGCAGAACAAGCACAAUGUCAACUUCCCCGGUUAAUACUGAGGAUUACGUUGGCCAGUCUGGCCUCCAUUAUCAGAUCGAACGGGUAUUACAGGACGAGACGGAUCCACGACGUCAUGUUUGCCUUGCAACCGCUGGUGACCGAAAAUUCAUUUUGAAAUACAUUCAUGCAGUCAAUUUUGAAUAUCUUAAAGACAUAAAUAACAGGCUACGCAACAAUGCUAGCCAUGUUCGUCUUACCCAAGAUAUUAUCCCUGAUCAGUCAAUGUUCGUCUUUGAAUAUUUCGCGGAUCAUCUUUUACGUCUUAGUCAAAAGGACUUGUCCCUUGGAACGGUAAAACGAAUCCUGAAAGAUGGCCUGCGUGGGAUUGCUGAAAUGCAUGACCAAGAUAUUGUUCAUACCGAUAUCAAGGCAGAUAAUUUCUUCGUCAACUGGAAGGAUUCCCAGGACGGGGUCAUGAUCGAGAGAGCUCAUGCGAAAGGGCCAGUGGGUAAGCCGUCUGAUAUCUUUUCGUAUGCGCUGGUGUGUAUUUGUGUCCUUUACAAACACGUCAUACUGGCGGUCGGAGAAGACGAAUUGGAUGAGGGCAUACAUCGACUGGCAAUUGUAAUUGAGCGCCAGAUCUCAUACUUCGCAGAUGAAGUUGGAUUGAAUGGUCUUUUCGAACACCUUGGUGAUAAUCCUUGGGUGCCGAUCUUCAAGGUAACAUGGGAUGGGUUAAACAAGGAAAAUCCGCGCCAACCAUUUGCCCUUUGGAAGCAAAUUGAUGAUGAUUUCAAAGAUCUUAUCUGUGGCAUGACGAAUUUUGAUCCCAAAAAGAGAAUUACUGCCCGUGAGGCGUUGGAACACCAGUGGUUUCAAGGUGUUUUGAGAUAGGUGGAGAUGGCAUGCCUUAUGAAAUCAACGCUCUGGGGCAGACUUUACGGUGCAAGAUUUGGUUUAGUGUGCUCUUAUCUUAAUUCUGUAAUCGGAUAUCAUUACUGCUCAUU